Messenger RNA from Monopterus albus (swamp eel), 969 nucleotides. It is a transcript of the gene dmac2, whose product is annotated as distal membrane arm assembly component 2. The transcript is spliced from 6 exons. The coding region runs from base 92 to 844 and encodes 250 amino acids. NCBI's taxonomy places the organism in Eukaryota, Metazoa, Chordata, Actinopteri, Synbranchiformes, Synbranchidae. Gene Ontology annotation, molecular function: protein binding. The record is from RefSeq and is a predicted model, not a curated record.
UGGGGCGCCACCUUGCGGUAGAUAAAGUGAACAACUGAAAUGCGAAGGCGUAAAGUUUGUCCUGUACGACUAUCCGUUGAAUGGUGCAAAAAUGGCGGCCUCUUGUAAGUCUCUAUACAGAUGUUGCCAGCAGUCAGUUUGCCAUCUUGUUGCUAGGAAACUGUCAAGCUCCAGAUCAGUGUCUCCACCUCCCCUGCACAGAAGGAUACUCCUCUUCCUCACUCAGCGUUUCUAUGAUCUGGAAAUGUUGCUGAGCUGGAGGGGUCAGCUGAGGAGGAAGGGGAUUAUGAGGAAGAAUGCUUACUACGACUUCACUCAGAGAUUAUAUGGGUCAGACAUAGCAGCAGCAUUUUAUAUCUUGAGUCUGAAGGGAGGAUUUAGAUUUGUUGGCCAGUCAGACUGGUUUCGUGCAGACCAAAGGGGCAAGUUCAACUGGGAUUUCUUGAAUCACAAAGACACACCCCUAGAGGAAGUAGACAUGAGCUACACUGUCAUCAACUACAGAGGAUUGGACAAUCUGGAGGGGCAGCAAUCUUUGAGGACUCUAGCAUUACGAGGAUGUCCUGAAGUGGACGAUUGGUUCCUGGCUAGGCUCCAUGUGUUCGAGGACUCUCUGGAGGAACUGGACAUCUCUCACUGUCCACGCAUCACUACGGGCGGCCUGGCUGCACUGAGGAAUCUCAAGGGACUGCGGCGUCUGGACCUAUCAUCCCUCCCUGGGAUUUCAAGUCCUGGCUUGGUCGUCAUCCUGUUAGAGGAAAUGUUACCACAGUGCCAGAUCAUUGCUACUGGCUAUGACUACAGCAUAAAGCAGCAUGGUGGAGAGGAGGAGGUGCAGAGGUAGUGCAUGGACAGGAACAAGAAUCUGAAGAAUCAAGUGAUACAGGGUGUGAGCUCUGCUGUCACUGCACUGUAGUUUUAUAGAAUGGGUGCUGAUGGUGCCAAAGGAGGCGCAGAGGAAACUUGUGA